ACUAUUAUUUGUCUUUCCCGUAGACAAGACAAGAACAUGGAUCCUUCAGCUGCCUAUGAUUUGCUGGUGGACGGUGUCCAGGACUGGGAUCUUACCGGUGACUCUGUUCCUUGUGAGCUGCUGCUCAUUGGCGAGACUGCCUUCCCAGUGCUGGUGAACCCCCAGGGGCAGGUCCUGAUCGCCGCCUCACAGUAUGGGAAGGGCCGGAUGGUGGUCGUCUCUCAUGAGAGCUACCUGGGGAGCCCCAAGAUGGCUCGGUUCCUACGCAAUGCUGUGGGUUGGCUCAGUCCCUCCCCAGGAGCAGUGGUUGGUGUCCAGAAGAGCUUGAGCUCCCUGCUGAGUAUUCUCAGUAGUUCUGGCACCCGAGUGCAGCCCAGUGAGGAGCUCAUUGCCUCAUUUGGGGUUUACUGUAUGGAUGCCUAUGAUGCUGCACAGGGGAGGGAGCUGAUCCAGUUUGUGAAGAGAGGAGGAGGUCUGCUCAUUGCGGGUCAGGCUUGGCACUGGGCCUCUGGACACAGAGCAGAGAGAGUGCUGUUUGAUUUCCCUGGGAACCACGUAACCAGUGUGGCUGGCGUUUAUUUCACUGAUAUAUACGGUGAGACGGGGAUCUUUAGUGUCUCAGACAAAGUGCCUGCAAUUCCCUUGAUCGCUCCGUGA
Molecule: messenger RNA, 657 nt
Organism: Chrysemys picta bellii (western painted turtle)
Lineage: Eukaryota; Metazoa; Chordata; Testudines; Emydidae
Source: RefSeq, a predicted model, not a curated record